This is a messenger RNA of Cercopithifilaria johnstoni, 360 nucleotides long. Lineage: Eukaryota; Metazoa; Nematoda; Chromadorea; Rhabditida; Onchocercidae. The record is from the annotation of a GenBank genome assembly.
AUGAAGGUCGUCGGCAGAAAGCAAUUUGAUGAACAUCUGGAGAUAAUUACUGGAAAAAUAAACGCCCUUCGCAAAUCUCUGAGUAAGAGUGAGAAUGCCUGUUUAUCGAUAAUUUCGGGAAAAAGAUCGAGACGGAAUAGUUUUCUUGAAGUGAAGGCGAAAAUUCACGACAUGUUUUGGAGCACAGUAUAUCACCGCGGUCAUCGCUAUGAUGUUCGUGCUGCCGAUCGAGAGGCCAUUCAGGUGGAGCAAAAGGCUGUGAGAUCAUCUUGUGAUAAUACUGUUACUACUUUCACUGGUACUGCCAUUCGUCGACAGAACUUUGGGGAAAAAAGUUCCAUCAAAGCAAAAAGCAAAUAA